UGAACUAGUAGGUGGAAACCAGGGGAAAGGAGCCCCCUCGUCGUGGUCCUCCGCCACCUCGCGGAUCGGCCCCUUCGCAGCUUCGGCCAUGGUGGCAGCAGUACUUGGCCCCUCGGCAGAAACUGUUAGAUGGGGCCCUCUCGAUGGGCACUGCCCACCUGGGCAGGUGCAGAACGCCCGUGCGGCCACAUCUUCGACGAGCAGUGCUGUUUGAGUGAGCUUAUUCAGCCCAGCAUGAACACCAGGACCAAAUACAUAGUCAAGUACCUCACCGCCAAGGCCAAUGCGUACGUGAAUGAGACACACCGAUGCUUCCAAGGCGCACAGCAUGGUGUUCAGCCACCGCAGGCCAGGGGACCUGGGACGAUGGUUCAGAGGACGCUGCACCAAGGUGAAGAUAUUCGAGGAGUACACAAUUCCUUGAUUAUUGGCGGUAGUGCUCCAAAUUUCUACAUGCGGUACUUUAUACGGCGGAUCUUCUCAGACUGAAAGGUUGGAUUGAGCAAAAAAGUGCUUAUUUGUUGGAGCUACAAGACCAAGUUGUAUUUUAAUUGUUGGUGCUGCAGCGGUCUCCUGCACUCGGAGGAGGAGGCUUAGUACCGGA
Molecule: messenger RNA, 604 nt
Organism: Lolium perenne
Lineage: Eukaryota; Viridiplantae; Streptophyta; Magnoliopsida; Poales; Poaceae
Source: RefSeq, a predicted model, not a curated record